This is a messenger RNA of Rhea pennata, 965 nucleotides long. RefSeq names its product neuroguidin (gene NGDN). The transcript is spliced from 10 exons. Gene Ontology annotation, biological process: maturation of SSU-rRNA from tricistronic rRNA transcript (SSU-rRNA, 5.8S rRNA, LSU-rRNA). The record is from RefSeq and is a predicted model, not a curated record. Gene Ontology annotation, cellular component: nucleolus; small-subunit processome. The coding region runs from base 12 to 905 and encodes 297 amino acids. Lineage: Eukaryota; Metazoa; Chordata; Aves; Rheiformes; Rheidae.
GCGGCCACAAGAUGGCGGCGGACGUGGCGGAGGCGCUGGCGCUGCUGGCGGCGCUGCGGGACCAGGCUGCCGCCGUCACGGCGCAUGCGCGGACGCUGCUGCGGCGGGUGCGGGAGGGGCAGUUCCGCACCGAGCAGGGCCUGUCGCUGCUGGAGCUCCGCCCCCAGCUGCUGCUGCUCUACCUGCAGGACCUGGCGCUGCUGGCGGGGGCCAAGGUGGGCGGGGCCUCGCUGGGGGCGGCCCCGGCCCUGCCCCGCCUCCUGGAGACCCGCGUGGUGCUGGAGAAGAUGCGGCCGCUGGAGCAGCGGCUCAAGCACCAGGUGGAGAAACUGCUGCGGGCGGCGGCCGCCGGGGCCGCAGGUGACAACGACCCGCUGCGCUUCCGCCCCGCCCCUGGCAACCUGGUGACACGGCAGGAGGAAGAGGAGGAGGAGGAAGAGGAGGAAGGAGCAGGGGGCCCAAAGGCGCCGGGCCUGGGCGGGGGGCGCAGAUACGUCCCCCCCCGCCUGGUGCCGGUGCAGUACGAGGAGGCGGGGGCGGCGCGGGCGGCGCGGGCGCAGGAGCGGCUCCGGCGGCGGGCGCUGAGCAGCGCGGUGCUGCGGGAGCUGCGCGAGGAGCUGAGCGAGGGCCCCGAGGAGCUGCCCGGGGGGCCGCAGCCCCACGGCGGGCGGCUGCUGCGCGAGAGGACGCGCUACGAGGAGGCCAUGCUGGUGCGGCUGGGCGAGAGCCGGCGGGAGCGGGGCCGGCGGCGGGCGGCGGCGGCGGCGGGCGAGCGCCUCGACGCCAUCACCCGCUUCGGCGCCGCCGGCGCCCUCCUGGCCCCCGGCGAGCAGGAGGCGCCGCCGAGGAAGAGGAAGAAGCUGCCGGCGAGGAGAAAGAAGGCGGGUUUCCGCCGGCGACGCUGAUCUCACCCCACUGCGCUAUGGGGCACGAGCCAAUAAACCCCCCCCCCCCAAACGCCCCCA